AUGCCUACCGUAGGCUUCCAGCAAUCUUCUCAGCUAGGGCCCCCCCGGUCCUGGCGGUGCGGGCUUAGGCUAGGUCUUAGUUCCAUCCCGAACGCAUGGAUCGCCAAGCGCCCCGUGCGCCGAAGGAAGGAUUUGCCGCAGCUGCUCCGGUACUUUGAGCUCUCUGGACGGCUGCCGCGUUGUCAGAGUGCUAAUACCGCAUUUUUGCCGCCGCUAGAUGGAUCUCCUGGCCUGGGAGAUUUGCGGCGAUUUGAGCCUCCUGCGUCGUCAUUGCUUUUUUUCCUUCUCUGGCUCGCCUGGAAAUGGCCGGCUGCCACGUUUCUUAGGGGACCUCCAUUUGGGAGCCUUGGAAGCAUGCGCGCCACUGGCGUCAUUCCAGCUUUCGCAAUAGGGCGGCCGCUCAGCUCAGAGACUCUGUUGGGAUUAGGCCAGUCCGAGUUGGGGCAAUGCUGCCAUCAGGCUGAAGUUUGCCUCUCCCAGCUGCCCUUGCUGGUUUACAUAAAGAGAGAUGCCGUGGACCUAGGCUUGCAAACCCUGUUGUUUGCGGUUGAGCCUCCAUGUUCCGGUACCUGCUGGUGCACUGCUGGUGCUCUCGACAGGGCUCGCCAAACCUCAAUCCCAGGUCGACAAUCCCAGACCCCCCUCCAAAUCGUGGCUGUUUCGCCGUUGCCGCUGAUCGCUCACGGCCGUCUCGGCUGCUGUUUGUUCAGCGCUGCAAGGCCGCUGCAGGGCCUCUCAAGCUCUCAAGCUCUCGGGCCCGCCGCCACGGUGCCAGCAACUAAAAACGAAUCCACCCUGGCGAAGCUCCCACUACCCCACGUCAACGUCAAAAAGCUACGGCAUCCAUCCCCAUCGCCCGUCUUAUUGUCCACUAGACUGUAUGGCGUGUAUGUGUCGGACCUCUGGCCAUCCAUCGACCCUCCUCCAUCAUCUUCCCUGGAGCGAAAAGCUUUGAUGCUAUCUGAUCUGCUCACUGAUCUUCGAGUCUGCAGAGGCGGCCUACGAAACCCCUUUACGCCUGCGGCCCACGGCGGCUCUUGA
Molecule: messenger RNA, 1041 nt
Organism: Trichoderma asperellum CBS 433.97
Lineage: Eukaryota; Fungi; Ascomycota; Sordariomycetes; Hypocreales; Hypocreaceae
Source: RefSeq, a predicted model, not a curated record